AGAUUUUUUGGUUGGCUCAGAGGUCCCAGUAGAGCAAGCGAGACAAACACCUUCAUAAACCCCUAACUAAGGUGUUUCCGCCGCGAAGAGGAAGAAGAAGAAGAAGAAGAAGAAGAAGAAGGCAUCGUUGUUCUCUGCAAUGGCGGUCUUCGAUCACUUCGAGAACAUGUACGACGUUGCGUUCAAACCCCGCUUGCUUCUCUCCCUCAUCAGAGACCACCUUCCCGACGACAGCACCCCCUUUUCCAACCCUUCCAAUCUCUCCAACCUCCUCUCCCUCAUCAAAACGCACUCUCUCCUCUCCGAGUCCUUCGCACAAUCCACGCCCCACAAACACGCUCAAGCGUGGAAAUCCGCGUUCGCUUCCUGGCUCGACCGCAUUUACUCCCUCAUCUCCACCACUGUGCCAGAUAAAUGCUGGGCGGGGAUCUCUCUGCUGGGGGUUACUUGUGAGGAAUGCAGUUCUGAGCGUUUCCUAGAAUCUUACUCUCUUUGGUUCCAAAAGUUGCUGCCUUUUCUACAGUCACCAGCAGAUUGUCAUUUAGUGAGGGUAGCUGCUUGUGCUUCAAUGUCUGAUUUAUUUGUAAGGUUAAGUGGAUAUCCAAAGAUCAAGAAAGAUUCAUCUUCCUGUGCUGUGAAAGUUGUUCAGCCUACUUUGAAGAUGUUGAAUGAUGAGAACUCAGAGGCAGUAUGGGAUGCUGCAGUUCAUUUGUUAUGUACCAUAAUAACUUCAUUCCCAUUUUCUAUUCGGAAUCAUUAUGAAAGUGUUGAAUCUGCUAUUGCUUUAAAACUUUUGUCUGGAGGAUGCAGUCUUGAUAUGUUGAAGAAACUCGCACAUUGCCUCGCACUGCUUCCAAAAUCAAAAGGGGAUGAAGAAAGCUGGUCUGUGAUGAUGCAGAAAAUUUUGAUGUUAAUAAAUGAUCAAUUAAAUUUAGCCUUUCAUGGUCUGGAAGAAGAAACCAUGCGGAACAUGGUUACUAGGUUGUUGUUUUGGCCUGGUAAACAUCCUCCAUCACCGCUAGGAGGCUAUGUAUUAGCAGAUGAAGUUCGUAACAAGGCAUCAAACACGUCUGAGCAAUCACUGAUGUCUAAUGUCUCUACACUUAUGUUUGGCUGUCGCAUGAUGCUUACAAAUUCAUACCCUGUUAAGGUAAAUGUGCCUGUUCGCCUGUUAUUGGCCCUUGUUGAGAGGAUUCUGAUGGUAAAUGGCUCUUUGCCACAAAUGUCAUUGCCAUUCAUGACUGCCAAGCAGCAAGAGAACAUUUGUUCAGAACUUCCAGUUUUGCACUUGAGUAGCCUGGAAUUGCUUACUGCUAUCAUAAAGGCCAUGGGCAGUCAACUAUUACCACAUGCUGCCUAUAUUGUGCGCAUUGUUACAAAGUACUUCAAAACAUGUGAGCUGCCAGAUAUAAGGAUUAAGGUCUAUUCAGUCGCAAAGAAUUUGCUCUUAACCAUGGGUGUUGGAAUGGCUUUAUACCUUGCACAGGAAGUUAUUAACAAUGCAUUUGCUGAUUUAAGUAAUAUUGAGCAUAAGAAUGGUGGCAUGUUAAAUGGUUCAAAUUUAAAUGCCUCUGCUGGAGCACCGUUACCACCAGGUCAUAGAAAAAGGAAGCACAUCAGUACAAAUGGUUCUCUUCAGGCGCAUGAUGAAGGUGGUGGUCUGGGUGUGGAAGUUCCCAAGAAUUGUCCAUUGACUCCAAUUUCUCUGAGGAUAGCUGCACUUGAGACAUUAGAGGCUCUUGUUACUGUGGCUGGUGCUUUAAAAUCCGAACCCUGGAGAUCAAAAGUUGAUAGCCUUUUGAUAGUCGUAGCAAUGGAUUCUUUUAAGGAAGGACCAGUUAGUGAAGAAACAAGUAUGUUUCAACAAAAGGAACCUGCUGCAACUGCCACAGACUUGCAGCUUGCUGCAUUGCGUGCUCUGUUGGUAUCUUUUCUUUCAUUUGCUAGGGUACGACCUCCAUAUUUAGCCCAGGGCCUUGAACUUUUCCGUAGAGGGAAGCAACAAACUGGAACAAAACUAGCUGAGUUCUGUCUCCAUGCUCUGUUAACCUUGGAAGUGCUUAUACAUCCUAGGGCACUUCCUUUAGUUGAUUAUGCCUAUGCAAAUAACCAUUCUUUUGGUGAAGCUAAUAGUAAUCUCCAACAUGAAUAUUUUGGCCGGAAUGACCAUACUCCAUAUGGUUUUCCACAAGCUCCUCCUGACUAUGAUGAUGAUCUGUGUGCUAGAUGGUUUGAAAAUGGCAAUGAAGCUGAUGUGUCAUUGGCUAAAAAUACAAAACACACCCCAGAGCCUUCUGAAGAUUGCAUAGCUAAUGAUCCUGAAGUCCUUGACUCCAAUUUACUGGAGAGAGCUGAGAUGGUGUCUGAGACUGCCACUUGUGCAGAUGUUGAAAUGAAAACUGUUGAGGAUGAAAUCAAUUUGAAGUCAGAUCAACCGGGAGAAUCUGUGGUACAAUUUCAGGAAUCUGUCUCUUGCACCACAAACAUCCCCGAGGCCAAAACUCACAGUGAUGUAGCUGAUGAUAACAACGAGAAGAUUGUUUCAGAAAGCACUCUUCCUCAUAAUGAAGCCAGUCACAUGGAAUCAGGACAAGGAAGCUCGGUUAAUAAAGACUUUGGAUUAGCUUUUCAGAGUAAUAGUUUUGGGCAAAGAACCUCAGGCUCUAGUAUUUUGGAGGAAUUUGCUUUAAAAUUUGGCCAGGACAAUUCACUGGACGAUGGAGAUAGUUUUCCUGAUAUUGUGGAUGGAGACCCAGAUUCUAAUUCCGACUGAAGGGAAGAUUUUGUAAUUUAUUUUUAUCCAUAGAAGUAUAAGGAACAUUUAGUGUAGUUCAAUUUCAUUCUCUUUUUUCUAUCAAUUUUCUUAAGGUAAAACAUUUGAAGUUUUGACCUUAUAAAAAAUGAGAAUGAUAUUCCAGUUUUGACCGUUUGCAAAAACAGAAAGUGAUAUGCAGGCUUCAUACUUUUUUUUUUUGCACUA
Messenger RNA from Cajanus cajan (pigeon pea), 2980 nucleotides. Its product is annotated as proline-, glutamic acid/leucine-rich protein. Gene Ontology annotation, cellular component: nucleus. Lineage: Eukaryota; Viridiplantae; Streptophyta; Magnoliopsida; Fabales; Fabaceae. Gene Ontology annotation, biological process: rRNA processing. The record is from RefSeq and is a predicted model, not a curated record.